GAAAAAUUCGCUCCGCUUUGUUGUCUGUUUAAGCACGUUGUUUUUUGUUUGUUUGGAAAUACGUUAUAAACUACAGGAACUACACGAUUGGAUGCUUAAUUGGUAAAUGAUGGAAAAUUCGGAAACCCAAGAUAAAUCCAAAGAAGUAGAUUCUGGAAAUCAGGCAGUAGGUGGAGAAGAAAAACAUGACAACCACGAUACGGAAGAGGAUGUAAAGAAACCUUGUGAUCCAGUAACAAUACUUAGCGUAGAAGUACUGUCUACUGGAACAGAAGUAGUGCCUGAAACUGAUAAUGGAACUAAACUUGGAUCAGAUGCUCAACCAAUCAAAGAGCCUGUUGAACCAUGUGCUUCUGACAAUGUUGACACCCAAACACAUGCAAAUAAUGAAGAUGUAAAUAAGGCGGUUGAUGAGACUACAAAGAAUAAUGUGGAUGAAAAUACUGUAGAAGGACUAACUGAAAAUAUGGAAGAAGAUAUUACCAAUUCAGCUAAUCACAAUGUUCCUUCUGAUGAAUCGAGUUCCAAAAUUGUCUCCGAAGUUAGUGUUACUGAAACUUCUGAAGAAACCCAAGCCGAGAAAGAACCAUCAGCCAUCGAGAAAGAACCAUCCGCUACAACAUCUACCACUGGUUUGAGUCUGUUAGCCCAAUAUGCCUCUGGUAAUGAAGAUUCCGACACAGACUCCGUUGUGGAGGUACCAUUGCCUGCGAAUCAAGACUAUCGUAAUAAAGUUGUUGAAAUUGAUUCUGAUACCGAUUCAGAUUCCAGUAGCAGUGAUUCGGAUGUUGAAUGUUUUGAAAACUUGCGUAAGAAAAUUGAAAAACGCAUGGAAGUAGACGAUGAGGACGAAGAAGAUGAGGAUGACGAAAACUCCAAAGGGGAAAACAGGCGAAAACCGAAACAGAAAAUAAGAGCCAAGGGAGAACUAUUACUGGAAGAUCUACCGCCCAUACACGAAUUACAGAUCACCGUGCCAGAAGACGAGUGCAUAGAAUUGGGAAAAAUUCAUUCAGUUGUCGAUCAGUUGGUAUUAGUAAGUGCCUUGCCAAAUUCUGUUUUAUUGGAUUUGGACACUGUGUUGUUUUUGGACAAGGGACAACGUGUUUUGGGAGAAGUAUUUGAUGUAUUGGGCCAGGUGGCAGAUCCGUUGUAUUGUGUACGUUUCAAUACCAACAAGGAUAUUAAUGAGAAAAAUAUAAAAGUUGGCGAUACAGUGUAUGUGGCCCCUAAGACACAGUACACACAAUUUAUUAUAUUAUCAAGCCUAAUGAAUGUUAAAGGAUCCGACGCUUCGUGGGAAAAUGAUAUAGAACCACCGCCAAGAUUUCUUGAUUACUCUGAUGACGAACAGGAACAAUUGGCUAGGAGGCAAUUGCGUAAUCGUAACAAACCAACCGACUGUGAUGAUCCGGAAAAGAAAGCCCGUACUAUGGAAACGGGGGAUGAGGAGGAAGAACAUUCAUCUUCUGCAUCUAGACCAAAGCAUACAAGGCAACAAAGAAACCAAAACCGUAGAGGAGAAUCAGGACAGGGAUCAAAUAAUCAAAACUCAUAUAAUCGUCCUCCCCGCCAUCAAUCUCCGUAUCACCAACAACGCCAUCAACAACAAAUGAAUCGGCCCAGCAACCAUAAUCCCAGUUCUUGGCAUUCAAAUUACUAUCCCCAACAAUACCCGGUACCACCACCAAAUUAUGGUUAUGGUGGUGGUGGCUACCCACAAAUGCCACCAGUACAAAAUUAUGCACCACCACCAAUGUAUCCAAUGGGUUACCAUGCACCUCCUCCACAGCCCCACAUGCGACCCGUUUUAAAUAAUCCCGCUGGUCCGGUUCCACCACAAAUGCAUCCUGGUGUCUUUAGUAUGCGUCCACCUACCAUGGGUAAUUUUGAUGGACACCAUCCUCCACCACCAGGCUCUCAAUAAUAUACGAACAUUAUUUCGUAAUUCUUUAGCUUUAAAAUCUUGAUCGCUUUCUAUAAAAUAUGUUUAAGAAUAUACAAAGUAAA
Molecule: messenger RNA, 2010 nt
Organism: Musca domestica (house fly)
Lineage: Eukaryota; Metazoa; Arthropoda; Insecta; Diptera; Muscidae
Product: H/ACA ribonucleoprotein complex non-core subunit NAF1
Exons: 2
Coding region: 107-1927 (606 amino acids)
Biological process (GO): box H/ACA snoRNP assembly; ribosome biogenesis; pseudouridine synthesis
Cellular component (GO): sno(s)RNA-containing ribonucleoprotein complex
Molecular function (GO): RNA binding
Source: RefSeq, a predicted model, not a curated record